Hippoglossus stenolepis (Pacific halibut) is the source of this 2682-nucleotide messenger RNA. RefSeq names its product nanos homolog 1 (gene nanos1). Gene Ontology annotation, biological process: oogenesis; negative regulation of translation. Gene Ontology annotation, cellular component: perinuclear region of cytoplasm. NCBI's taxonomy places the organism in Eukaryota, Metazoa, Chordata, Actinopteri, Pleuronectiformes, Pleuronectidae. The transcript has a single exon. The record is from RefSeq and is a predicted model, not a curated record. Gene Ontology annotation, molecular function: zinc ion binding; mRNA binding. The coding region runs from base 11 to 967 and encodes 318 amino acids.
ACGAUGACUGAUGUCCACAGGGAGACAAAUGUGUGGUUGUGGGGAAAAAGGCGCCUGCAGCUUUCAACCUGAUCACAAACUUGGAUUUGAAGGGAGCGCGCCCCGCCCUCCUGCUCCUUAUAACCAGAAAGCCUGUUUGCAGAAACGCUCAAACAUAAGAGGAACACAGGAGAACGCACCGCUGUACAUGAACCUCUCCCGGAGACGCACUCUGGCUACAAAGACUUUACGGAUUACACUGGUUUGUUUCCACCUCUCAACGGCAACAAAGCGACCAGAAGCGACCAUGGAUUUUCUCAACCACAACUACUUGAACGCGCGCAGCCCCUACGACUACACCUUCAAUUUCUGGAACGACUAUCUCGGCCUGACGACGCUGGUCACGAAGAACAACAAGCUCAGCAUGCCCCAGAACCCCAACUCCAUCACCGAGUCCCUGAAGGCGACCCUGGGCUUGGACGACUCCCCGCCGUGUCCGUGCGUAAUCGCGGGCGGCGUUGGGGACGGCGGGCACCUGGACUGCUGCUGCCCGUCCGGGAGCCCCCCGCCGGCCUCCAUCCUGGACCUGAAGGAGCGCUUCUCGAUCCUCAGCCCCUUCCAGAGCCAGCUCGGCGUGCAGCUGCCGGAGAGGGACGUGGGCUUCGGGGGCAGCUUCGCCGGGUUCGACCUGUUCGGCGUGGAGAGGAAGAUGCGCAAACCCGCGCCCAGGGGCAAGCAGGAGCCCAAAAUCUGCGUCUUCUGCCGAAAUAACGGAGCGCCAGAGGAGGUGUACGGCUCCCACGUCCUGAAGACCCCGGACGGCCGGGUCGUGUGCCCGAUCCUGAGGGCUUAUACCUGCCCCCUGUGCAGUGCCAACGGGGACAAUGCCCACACGAUAAAAUACUGUCCACUGUCCAAAGACCAGCCAUCCCAGCGACCAUUAAAGGGGGGUAGGGCAGUGGGUGGUAAGAGGAUGAAAAUAUUCUAAACAAGACAAGACUAUAAAAGUAAAUUUAAUUGCACUGAACAAUUUCCAGAUGACUGUUUUUAAUUUCGGCUCUAGCCUUUACCCCAGUUUCACAAACAUAUUGAUUUUAUCCUUUUAUUUCUCUAAGAUCUCUUAUAUUUUUAUAGUUCAUUUAUCCACAUAGAAUAAUUUUAUGCUUUAUACAUUGGAUUUUAUUUUUUCUUUCUAUAGUUUGUAGUCAUUUGAGCGUGUGCAUAUAAAUACACCGAUGUAUCAAUAAUCACAAAGUGUGAAUACAUUUUAAAAAAGAAAGUAUUUUGGUCAUGUAGGGAAACACACUGACAUUGGCAAAGGGGAUGAAUGUCAUAUUUCUACCAAGUAUUUUUGUACGGUGAGCUAAGCUCGCUGCGAUUUUUCCUUUCUCGUCUUAGAAAACCAAAGUUACGUUUGCCAUUAAAGAAGCUGAAGAAUGUGUCAUUAGCAGUGAGAGCUUGUGUGCUUGUCUGACCGGGAGCUGUAGAGGAGGUGCAGGAGGAGACUCUCUGGUCCCAUCUGCCUGCCCAGAAAAACUCCACAACAUAUUUUCCAACUUGCUUUUAAAAGUUGACAUUCAAUCUGUGAGGCAGGGGAGACAAGGAGGGUAAAGACAAUGCGGCCUCUGUUUAGGGCUCAUAUCCUCCGGGGACCAUUAUAAUCAGUUGUUGCAAAGCCAAACCCUCUUUUCCAGUCCUAUGUGACGAGGAAGUUUUCUGACUUCACAAGCGGUCAGAGAGGAGAGAUAACUACAUUUUCUUUAUGUUUACAUUCGCACACAAGGGGCGAACACACUGGAUCUCCUUUCCUUUUUCUGUUUUUUUGAUUUGCCCCUGAUGUUGUUUUCACUUUAGAGUCUCAUGGGCACGUCUGCUCUUCACAAUAUGAAAAUGGAGCGAGUCCCUUUUACCCCCCGUCACGCUGAAUGUGUGGGGGGUGAGAAAGAACAAAUGAAUGUCAGUAAACAACAACAACAACAACAAAAAAACAAACCUGUUAACCCCAUUAUUUUCCUUUUUUCCCCCCUAAAGAAUCCAAAAAAAAGAUGCAAAAAUGUUGUGAAUGUAUGAUUGAACGUGUCACUUGCAGGACUGCACAUUUCUGACAGUUUUGUUUACCAAAGGAAUUCAAUUGCAUUGAAGAGCGAAGAGAGAUUUGCUGUAUUGUACAUAAAGUGAUGUUUAUUCAGUAUUUUAACAUUACAAGUGACUUCAGAGGGCGCUACCUCAACAGGAUUUUGUACUUACAUGUAAAAUGUCAACAGCAGUUUAUUGAUAUAGUGCUGCCAUUUAUAAUAAGGGUUUUUUGAUAGUAUUUUUGAUCUUUGUAUAACAUAAUUGUAUUUUCAUUUUGUUGCAUUUUAACAUGACGGAAGUGAAUUUCCAAGAAGCUAUAAGCAUUGCUCGCCACAAGGUGAUUGUCUGUAAAUAAUGGUGACACCCAUACUUUGGAAAGUUUUAGUUGUUCGAUGUUACAGUCUUGGGAGUGUGCGACCGAGUGGAUAUUGAAAAAGGCUGACGAAAAAAUUUGCCACUUUUAACAGAGGUGUUGUUUUUUUCUCCUUUGGAUUAAAUGAAUAAGAGAAAAAAAAGAUAAAACACUGUUGAACUUUGUUAUUUAUAUUUUACCACAAUUUUUCCUGUAUGCUGCUGUGCAGAAUAACAACAUAUGAAUUCACUAGAGAAAUAAAAACUUAUCAAAUA